CAGUCCCAGCACCAGUCCCAUCCUCGACCAGUCCUGCCUGGGACGCAGUCCGCCGUUUAUCUCCACAGGAGGAAGAUAUGAGCGGUGUCACAGUGUGGGUGGAGGCUGACAUACCUCGUGAGGAGAUCCGAUCUUCUUCCCCGUGGUCGGAGGAGCGCUGCGACGAGUUGUGGGAUCGCGUGGAGGGAGUGCGACACAAGCUCACCCGCAUCCUCAACCCGGCCAAACUCACGCCGUACCUGCGCCAGUGCAAGGUCAUCGAUGAGCAGGAUGAAGAUGAAGUGCUCAACUCCACGCAGUACCCGCUACGCAUUAGCAAGGCCGGUCGUCUGCUGGACAUUCUCCGCGGUCAAGGCCAGCGAGGUCUUCAAGCCUUCAUGGAAUCACUGGAGUUUUACCAUCCACAACAGUACACGCAGCUGACCGGGGAACAGCCCACGCAGCGAUGCUCCCUCAUACUGGACGAAGAAGGCCCGGAGGGUUUGACGCAGUUUCUGUUGCUGGAGGUGCGUAAUCUGAGGGAACAGCUCCGAAACAGCCGGGUGUGCGAGCGCCGCCUGUCUCAGCGCUGCAGGAUGGCGGAGGAGGAGCGUGGUAGGGCUGAACGCAAAGCUCAAGAGUUACGUCACGGCAGGCUGCAGCUCGAAAGGCUGCGUCAGGACUGGGAGUCGGCCAGUCGGGAGCUGGGUAAGCUGAAGGACAGACACCUUGAGCAGGCUGUCAAGUACUCCAGAGCGCUGGAGGACCAGGGCAAAGCCACUAACCGAGAAAGGGAGCUGCUGAGACAGGUAGAGGAGCUUAGGUCCAGGCUGACCGUGACAGAGAGGCAAACAACUGACACUCCUGAGAUUACCAAGAAAAGAAAUGUUCUCUGCAGUGGCAUAAAUGGCUGUCCGCCUCCUCUACCAGAAAAGCCGCUGCAGUACACGGACGUUCAGAAAGAUGAGAGUACAGGAACCUCGGCUCUGAUGGAUAUCCUGCAGCAGGACAGAAUAGAGGCGGCAGAGCAGAGACAAGAGCUCUGCAAUAUCAUCACCAAACUACAGAGGGAGCUGCAGAGUGCAGAAGAGCACAGGGACAAGUUGGAGUCUCAGUGUGAGCAGCUCCAGCUGAAAGUGAGGACUCUCCAGCUGGACUGGGAGACAGAGCAGAAGAGGAGCGUGUCUUAUUUCAACCAAGUCAUGGAACUAGAAAAGGAGAGAGAUCAGGCUUUGCGUAGCCGAGACAGCCUGCAGUUGGAGUACACCGACUGUCUGCUGGAUAAGAACCGUCUCCGUAAACGCAUUGCAGAGCUGGAGGCCAACCUGGAGCAACAGCAGAGGGAGCUGGAACGAGAGCAGGAGAGGUGCCGGGAGCAACUGCAGCAGAGCGCCUGUCUGAACUGUUCCCACCUAUCACUGUGCUGUGAGGACCAGUGCUUUGGUCCUUGCUGCUCGGAGGACCUGGACCUGAGCCCCCAGCCCCACAGCACCCACCCAAUGCUCAGAAAGACAACCUCUAGAAGCCAAGCCAAUGAAAACUUAGAGGGUUCAUGUUCCACCUCAGAGGAGAAUCUCCUGUCGUCAACAAAAGAUGAUGAGAAGGAAAUAAAUCGCCUCUCCACCUUCCCUUUUCCUCCUUGUAUGAACUCCAUCCACCGACGGUUUAACACAGAGUUUGACUUGGACUCCUGGGGCAGCGAUGACAACAUUACAGUUGAGCAGAAUGAACCUUCUUUGUGUGAUUCCUGGACCUCUUUACAUUCUCAUCUCUUCCCUCCUGACCUGGUGAACUUGGCCACGGUUUCUUCCCACCAGCCCAGGCCCGGUGUUUCCAGGAGCCCACCCUCCCACUGCUCUCCCUCUUCAAGUCCACCCACCUCACCGAAAUCCGGGAGAGCCAGUCUGGCUAACGAUAUUACACUAGUGGGAGGAAAUCAGACAGGGAUCUUCGUCAGCGAUGUGAGAGCUGGCUCUCCAGCUGAACAAUGUGGGCUAAAGGAGGGCAGUGAGCUGUUGGAGCUGGAGCGGGUUCUGUUCGGGGGCGGGAGUGUGCUGCUGAGUCAGUGCACCGCUGAGGUGGCCCACUUUUCUCUGCAGUGGUGGACCGAGCCUUCGGCACUCAAACAUCGGAGCAACACAGACGGUUAUUCAAAGCUUUGUUCUGCACUCUCGUCCUCUACUUUCAUGGGAGCCGACUCCUUCUACGUGAGGGUCAAUCUCAACAUGGAGUCCCACGGUGAUCCGCCCUCGCUGCCCGUUUCCUGUGAUGAUAUCGUGCAUGUCACAGACACAAGACUCAAUGGAAAAUACCAGUGGCGAUGCUGUCUUGUAGACGGGAGCACAGCCAAACCUCUGCAGGAAGGAACCAUGCCCAACUACAACAGGGCACAACAGCUAUUACUUGUAAGGUUACAAAAGAUGGCUCUGGACCAAAAAGACUUCAGGAAGAAGUUUUUAAAGAAAACAUCUGACCGCGUGCGCUUGGUUAAGGCGGUGGAUCCUGGUUGCCGUGGUGUCGGAUCCACUCAGCAGGUCCUUUACACACUCGGCAAACGUAACGAGGAACAUCUAAUACCGUACAGUCUGGUGCACCCAGUGAAGGUCCCGACCAAGCGGCCCGUUAUCUUCUCCCCAUCUCUUCUCUCUCGUGGUCUGAUAGAGAGGCUGCUGCAGCCAGCUGAGUCUGGUUUGAAGUUCAACACCUGUCCACCAGAACCCAUUCAAGCAUCAGAGAGACAAGACAAAAAAAUCUUCUUUUUGGAUUCCAACACCACGGAUCAAACUCUGGGCAUACAACUGCAGUCGAUACAGGAUGUCAUGAGCCAGGACAGGCAUUGUUUACUAGAGCUGGGCCUGAACUCUGUUGAGGGCUUACUGAGACAGGGAAUUUACCCUAUCAUCGUCUACAUUCGCCCUAAAAACAAAAAGCACAAGAAGCUGAGGAAAUUUUUUACACGAUGUGGGGAGGACACUGUAAUGGAGGAGAUGUGCAAGGCGGAGGAGCUGCAGCUUGAGACGCUUCCUCUGCUUUACGACACUGUGGAGCCCAACGCCUGGAGCUGCACUGAGGAGCUGGUGGAAGCCAUAAGUAAUACCAUCCACAGCCAGCAGAGGGCGGUGGUCUGGGUUGAACUUGAUAGGCUGCAGUAGAAGAGAGGCACGGUAACGAUUUAUUCAUAAACACAAACAUAUCUUUGGAGCUGCCAACAUCUACCAAACCGCAGCAGAAUCUCUGCAGAGUGUAUGGAGGGGCGGAUUUAUAUGCAUGCAUGCAAAUGUGAAUUUUAUUAUUCUUUUUGUUAUACAAAUGUAUCAUGCUACAAUGGGAGAAGAGUUAAAUGAGCAUAAGAAUAAACUUAUUUGAGCCAUAUAAGGACAGUACAUGUCAUUUCAGAUUUACUUGUAGCAAAUUUUACAUCAUGCAUUUUUUUUUAUUAUUCAUUUUCAGAUAUUUUCUACAUUUAAGGUUUCGAUCAUUUAACUGUAUGUUUAGAGUUAUAUUUUUAGGGAUCACAAGGUAUCUUUUUUUAGUGGAUUCUGGAAAUUCACUAAAGUUGUGAAUAAAAAGAAAAGCUGAGGAGAAAAUGUUAAAUUCAUCCUAGAAUGAAAAAUAAAACUGUUAUUAUCCAGAUAUUUGUGGUCUGUGCUGUUAAAAACACUUCAGCAUAGAUUGUAUUUAAUAAGCAAACAACUGUGAUUUUUUUUUAUCACUUCAUUAUUGAAAAAGGUGAAUUUCUUGAUGU
Molecule: messenger RNA, 3724 nt
Organism: Cololabis saira (Pacific saury)
Lineage: Eukaryota; Metazoa; Chordata; Actinopteri; Beloniformes; Belonidae
Product: caspase recruitment domain-containing protein 11
Exons: 24
Coding region: 78-3131 (1017 amino acids)
Biological process (GO): regulation of apoptotic process
Molecular function (GO): protein binding
Source: RefSeq, a predicted model, not a curated record